GAGAAUGCUUCUUUAAAAUUAGAUGUGAGCGAUGAGUGGAGGGAAAACUGCCAUCAGGCAAUUUGUAAGAGCCAGACUGGUGGCGUCAUUUGGCUCCUUACUAGAGUGUUGCUGCAUUUAUUCAAAGCUUAUUCCCAAGUAGCUUUGUGGCUCAAGUGAAAGCAAACCUGUUCGCCCAAGGACUUGCGCUCACAACAUAAUGCCUGUUUGUUCUUCUUAUGUUACCCUAACGCUCGGAUCGGGGUUGUUUAGGCAGCCGCAGAGAAAAAAAAAAACUCUCUUUUCUGCUCUUUCCCCACUUUCACCAACGUAGCACAUCUACCCGCUGCUCGUCUGGAAAGAGGUCAAAGGCUCCUCACGUGGUUUGGUGUUAACUGUGCAACCAGAUAAUCUACGUUUACGCAGAUCUUUUUUUUUUUCUUUUUUUUUUUCUAACUCAACAUACCCAAGAGUUUCCGUGCGUCAUUCCUGAUUAGACUUGGAGUCUGACGUCGCCAGCAUUCAAGAAGAAAAUACCUCACAGAAAUUGUACAGUCCAACAUCUUUUUUUUUAAUCACAUCCGGAGUGACGGAAAUCUUUUUUUCUUUUUUUCAAAAUAGACGCGGAUCAACAAAUUGCCGUCAAUGCGUAAUUUCCAUCUGACCAGAGUCCAAGCAUAAUCCGAGAGCGAAACACGUGAUCAACAAAAUCUCUUCUGCUGCAAUUUUUUUUUUCAUCUCAUCUGGCUAGAAGAAGAAGAAAAAAAAAUAAGCCGUGGACAAUCCUGUGAAAUCAUCUUGUCCGAUUACUGGUGCGCAUAUAGCUCCGAGAGCUGAUCGGCUCCAUGCCUUGCCGCGUCUCCAGAUGCCCGUUUGGCCGGUGCUCUGCAACUUUACGCGCAGAAAGAGGCUCACAGCAGAGACGGGGUCUGAAUGAAUGCGGCUGAAUUUUCCGCGCAUCUCUCUUCUUGCCUCCCCAAGACUGUUGAAUGUGUUCUCUAUCCUGCCGGUUGAGCGCAUCUCGACCUAUCACCAGAUAGACGCAGACAUACAUAAGAUUCGGCGGCGCAGACAUAGUCCAUCACCGGAAAAGGGGAGCAGCAGAUGUCGAAGAAACGGAAAAGUCCUGAUGACCAGGGCAUCCAAGAUUCUCCCCCUGUACGGAGCAGCGAGCAGCAAGGCUUGACAGAUGAGAAAGUGAAGGCCUACCUCUCGCUGCACCCGCAGAUGCUGGACGAAUUUGUGUUGGAGAGCGUGAGUGCCGAGACGUUGGACAGAUGGCUUAAGAGGAAGACCAGCAGCAGGCCUGCAGAUGACACAUCGACUAAAGAAGUCAGCAGGUACCAGGAUACAAACAUGCAGGGUGUGGUGUAUGAGCUCAACAGCCUCAUGGAGCAGCGUCUGGACACUGGAGGAGACAGCAAACUCCUGCUCCAUGAGUUGUCCAACAUAAUCAAAACAGCAACAAAAGCUGAUAGUUUUGCACUUUAUUUCUUGGGAGAAUGCAACAAUAGUUUAUGUUUAUACACUCCAAGGGGGGCCAAGGAUGGCCAUCCAAGCCUUGUCCCAUCUGGCCCCAUUGCAUACGGGACAACCAUUGCCGCUCAUGUUGCCAAGACUCGCAAAACACUGCUAGUGGAGGACGUUAUGGGGGACGAGCGAUUUCCGGACGGCACAGGGCAGGACUCAGGGAUCCAUGUUCACUCUGUCCUGUGUCUCCCUAUCCUCACUGCCAUUGGGGACCUCAUCGCCAUCCUGGAGUUGCAUCGGCACUGGGGCAGUCAGCCUUUCAACCUAAGACACCAAGAGGUCGCGACCGCAAAUUUAGCUUGGGCAUCUGUUGCCAUUCAUCAAGUACAGAUGUGCAGAGGCCUUGCCAAACAGACUGAGCUUAAUGACUUCCUACUAGAUGUGUCAAAAACAUACUUUGAUAACAUUGUGGCAAUAGAUUCUCUACUUGAACAUAUUAUGAUAUAUGCAAAAAACCUGGUGAAUGCAGACAGGUGUGCGCUCUUCCAGGUAGAUCACAACAACAAAGAACUGUACUCUGACCUGUUCGACAUCGGGGAAGAGAAAGAAGGCAAACCUGUGUUUAGGAAAACAAAAGAAAUAAGGUUUUCCAUAGACAAAGGAAUAGCUGGCCAAGUAGCUCGGACAGGGGAAGUCUUAAAUAUCCCAGAUGCCUAUGCAGACCCGCGGUUCAACCGAGAGGUAGACCUGAAAACUGGCUACACCACGCGGAACAUCCUGUGCAUGCCCAUUGUGAGCAGGGGCGCCGUCAUCGGCGUGGUGCAGAUGGUGAACAAGCUAAGCGGAAGUGCCUUCACUAAAACUGAUGAGAACAACUUUAAGAUGUUUGCUGUCUUUUGUGCUCUGGCCUUACACUGUGCAAAUAUGUACCACAGGAUCCGGCACUCUGAAUGCAUCUACAGAGUGACGAUGGAAAAGCUGUCCUAUCACAGCAUCUGCACGUCAGAGGAGUGGAAGACCCUCACCCAGCUCAACCUUCCUGAACCCGUUUACAAAGAAAUCGAAACGUUCCAAUUUGACAUCAGUCCCUAUGAGGACAUCUGGCCGGCCGUCUUCAUCUACAUGGUUCAUAACUCCUGCGGAAAGACCAGCUUUGAGCUGGAGAAGCUCUGCAGAUUCACCAUGUCCGUACGGAAAAACUACCGCCGUGUGCCCUACCACAACUGGAAGCACGCGGUGACCGUGGCCCACUGCAUGUACGCCAUCCUACAGAAAACCACCGGGAUCUUCACGGAGCUAGAGAAGAAGGGUUUGUUGAUAGCCUGCCUGUGUCACGAUCUGGAUCAUCGAGGGUACAGCAACGCAUACUUGCAGAAGUUCGACCAUCCAUUGGCUGCUCUGUACUCCACCUCCACCAUGGAGCAACACCACUUCUCGCAGACCGUCUCCAUCCUGCAGCUGGAAGGGCACAAUAUUUUCUCCAACCUGAAUUCCAGCGAGUACGAGCACGUGCUGGAGAUCAUUCGGAAGGCCAUCAUCGCCACCGACCUCGCCCUGUACUUCAACAACCACCAGCAGCUGACGGAGCUCCUGACCAGGGGCGGGCUGGACCUGGACAACCUCUCGCACAGGGACCGUGUGAUUGGUCUGAUGAUGACAGCAUGUGACCUAUGUUCUGUUACCAAGCGGUGGCAAGUCACACGACUCACAGCUAACGACAUCUAUGCUGAGUUCUGGGCUGAGGGAGAUGAAAUGAAGAAGAUCGGAAUUCAGCCGAUCCCGAUGAUGGACAGAGACAAGAAGGACGAGGUUCCCCAGGGCCAAGUGGGAUUCUACAACAGUGUGGCAAUUCCAUGCUACACCACACUUUCAGAGCUUUUUCCUCCAUCCGGUCCACUCCUGAAAGCCUGCAAGGAGAACCUGAAUCAUUGGGAGCAGAUAGCACGGGGCGAGGAGGAGGACAUUCUGCCCAGCCGGCCCUGUGAUCCAGGCCCUGUCAAGGUGGACAACUGACUACCAAAGGGGUCUCCGACCCAACAAAGAAAUACACAAACUGAAUCCUGCCACGGACCUGGACAUUUCACGAGGGGGAGUGGGCUAGAGGGCGAGGCAGGGAACAACCACAUCCUGCGUCAGCAGGAGUUCGAAGCGCUUAAAGCGGCUUGACUUUGUAAAACACACAGUUACCUCAUCGGGUGACGGAGGUGUCCACACUGACGGUUUCACCGAUCCCAGAGACUGACAGACAUCCGUCAGGGAGGGAUUUCAGCCCAUCACCCUGCGUCUUCUCAGCUGGGGAAAUUUUUAUCGAUAGAACGGCCUUGAGUGAUUUCCCGUAUUUUAUUUCAAGUUUUUAUUAUUGUUAUUUUAAUUAUUUUGGCUAUCCCUUGUCAUUGUCCUUAAUUUGAACUGAUCCUGUUCUGGUCUUGCAUUUGAAGAGGCCUUACUCCAGACCUUCAACGGGCUAGGAGAUGUGAAUUUUCCUUUUCAGUUCAGGCUCUUUUGAGAUGGUACUGUUUGCCUUCUAUGUUGAGUUUAUUGCACGCGCACUACUUCAGAAAGUGAUUCCCAGAGACCGAAGGAAUGUGUAGAGCAGAUGUCUGGUGUAGCGACACCCUUUUGAGAAGGCGGACAUUUGAAUGUGUUUGCAAUUGCUUUUUUUUCUUCUUCUUUUUUUCCUUUUUUUUUUUUUUAGCAGAUAUCCUUUGCAGUACUUGAAUAAACACAGCCUACUCUAUGUGGAGAUUGCAGAAAUCCCCUAGAAACAUUGAUGAACUGUGAUGUUGGUGAGCAGUCAUGAGAGAGUCACAUUGUUUAAAGUGUGAGGUGGUCCCUGCAGCUCCUCACCCCUGAGCAUUUAGGAACCAGCUGCACCAACAUCCUUCUGAUCACCAGGGUCCAAACCCUGCUCGUUUAUUUUAAGCCAAGACUGCAUAAUCCAUAAUUUGUACUCGCGUCUCCCUCUCCUAUACCGUUUCAUAUAUUACACUUGUGUGCAAAGUAAUAGCAGCUUGUUCAAAAACAGCGAGCAAAGCUCAGAAUCCCCCCUUUUUUUUCUCUAUACAUGCAAAUGCAUCGUGAAACAUGGCUUGUUCAAUUCUAAAUCAAAAGAUACAGGAAAAAAAAUCGCUCAAUUUGGUAUUGUACGGAAAAUGAAAAAAAAAAAAAUGAUUAUGCUGUUCAAAACAGGUGACAGCGUCUCCAUUUUUCCUUUUUCAAGCUUUCCUGUGAAUCACUGAGCUGAUAUUUAGCUGCUUCUGAGGGAGCUGUUAACAGGUCCUCUGCGAAAACCCAGUUUCUCCUCAGAAACGGCCCCUUGUUUUCUGUCAAACAGAUUCUAACCUAAGUAGAAGUUGUUCAUUUGAAUAUAGCAAACGCUGUAGAGUUAAAUGUAGGUGUUUGAUAUGCCUGCUAGAGAAAUCAAGCAUAAUUUGGCACAACUAAGACCGUAAGACGGCACCAAAGUGAUAUCAAUAAUCGCAGAGUGUGCAUCAACCUGCAUCAGUGGGACACAUAUGCCACUAUAAAUAUUCCUCACUCCCCAGACUCUGAAAUAACACCCUUUGGUUUGAUCGGUCCAUAAAAUGCUCCACCAUUUCUCUUCCGGGUAGUCAGUGUGUCCUUUGACAAACUAAACUCUCCUGCAGGUUCCGUUUUCUCCCAACCAUAGGGCUCUGCAGGGGCGUCCUGCUGAAGGAAUUGGCUUCAAAAGCCAUCUCUUAACUGUAGACCUCUUUGAUCACCCUGCAGCUGAUCAUUUGGCUUGAUCACGAGUCUUUGCUGUUUUGACUCUGAUCCAUUGGAACGGUGGUCUUCCAUUGUGCGCCACGUCUUUCUGGUUGUGGUUUCCGUUUUUGAAACAUUUGGCUGAGCGAUCCAUGGUUUUCUAUACCCUCUCCGGUCGAUUUUUGAAUCCAAUGAAGCUGUUUUUUUUCUGAACAAGUUUUAGAACGAGUGAUUUUACACCGAUUUUUAGAGGAGGAACGCACAAUAACCAGCAUGUCCAACAGUUUCUGCCUUCGUCCUUGAAUAAGAGCCUCCAGGUUCUUGACCUGUUCACAGAAGGACUGAUCUCACGUCUUUACACUGGUAUCAUUAUGAAGCAAUUAUCAGACAGCAUGCAUGCCACGACUGUGUGGUCUGUUGGUCUUCUGUUACUCUAUUACACCUACUAGUAAAUUAUUUGCCAUGGAGAAAUAUAAUUUCUAGCACAAACAGGGAGAAGUCUGUUUAAGCGAUAAUGGACUGCUGUUAUUUUGAACACAACUGUAUUUCACCCCACCAAGCACAUAAAACAAUUGUUCUACUCAUUAAGCGGACAUGCAGGAAUGACACCGAACAAUCAUGAGCGCCAUUAAAAGCUUCCUAUGAUAUCACCAAGGUGAAAUCACGUCUCUGGGAACUUUUGCCACUGUGUGACACACCGGCUGUAGAAGGAAAUAACUCAUUUUCCUACAUCAAACUAGAGGAUACGUUUGGACUCUUUUUAAUAAGUUUCCAAGAUCUUCCAAGAGACAAACUGUUUUGUCCUCAUCCAUCUUCCCGGACUGAAGUUUCUGCUCAACUCUUUGAUUUUGCUUCUUCUUUUUUUUUUCUCCAUUUGUUUUUUUUCCGUUGUUGUUGUUGUUGUCCGGCUGGUACUGCGCCUAACCCCCCUCUGUUGUGAAUGUAUCAUCCUGAUGAAUGUUUUCGUUGGUUGCAGAUUCUGGGUGGCGCUGCUGCGUGGGUUUGUGUGCACCAUCAGUUUCCUCCAUGUGCUCUGUCUUACCUUUCAGAGUUGCUUCCGGUAAGCUUUAACCAAAAGCAACAAUUAGCAUGCACCUUACCUGAAAUUUAAUAUAUAUAUAUAUAUAUAUAUAUAUAUAUAUAUAUAUAUAUAUAUAUAUAUAUAUAUAUAUACUUUGCAUUUGUUGAGAUAGGUGAGUAGUAUUUGCAACCUAGGGAGAGAUGUUUGCUCUGAUGGUGCUAAACUGAACGGCAGUCGUGCACUGUCCUACUAGGCGUGUGUGUGCGUGUGUGUGUGUAUAUGUGUGAGGAAAUGUUUUGCGCAUUUUACUUGUAAAGUGAGGACUCUGAUGUAAAGUGAGGACUUUUUCUUUGGUCCUUACUUUUAUCUGAGCUAGUGGUUAGGUUUAGGAAUGCGGUGUCAGUUAGGUUUAGGUUAGGCCAUAGAAAGGGUUGAAUAUCAAGGUCCUCACUUUGUAUUUAAAACAAGGAUGCAUGUGUAUAUGUGUGUGCGUGUGGAAACGCCUUCCUCCUUUAAACCCCCCCCCCCCCCAACCCCACCAGACAACAUUGUAAAGUCACUGCACUGUCCCUCCUCUUUUUCAGCACCAGUUAUAUCCCAUUGUCUGCACUAUGUUCAGCUUAUGAUCUUUAUCAUCAUCAUUAUUAUUAUUAUUACUAUUGUUAUUUUCUUAGAGUUAAAUUUAAAUUAACUUAUAUUUUUUAUACAAAGAAGAAUAAUGUUUGCCUUUUUCUUUUGUUUUGUACAAAGUAAACAUUAAGAUAAAUUAAACAGUCUAGACAUGUUACUGUUGCCCAGAAUAACUGAGGAAUGUCUCAACUGUAAAUGUAAGAGCCGUAGCCCAAAUGACUUUUAAUAAAUACGUCUUUGAAAAAGAA
This is a messenger RNA of Fundulus heteroclitus (mummichog), 7074 nucleotides long. RefSeq names its product phosphodiesterase 10A (gene pde10a). The record is from RefSeq and is a predicted model, not a curated record. Gene Ontology annotation, biological process: negative regulation of receptor guanylyl cyclase signaling pathway; signal transduction. The coding region runs from base 1084 to 3462 and encodes 792 amino acids. The transcript has 22 exons. Gene Ontology annotation, molecular function: 3',5'-cGMP-stimulated cyclic-nucleotide phosphodiesterase activity; protein binding. Lineage: Eukaryota; Metazoa; Chordata; Actinopteri; Cyprinodontiformes; Fundulidae.